AUGCACAGCGAAACGAAGCAAGCAGUCCUCCAUAGCGUGCAGAAGACAUUACUUUCUCUACACUCGGAAGUCUUUGCGGACAUGCUGAGGCUGCCUGUCCCCCCAGAGGCCCAGAUGUACGAAAGAGUACCAUUGGAUCAGCUCCCUGACACCGCAGAACAAGUGGAAACUAUGUUGGAUUGUCUUUACAAGCCCAACUCUUUGCAUCAGGUGAUGGAUACCACGAAGUACGCGAUUUCGGACAUCCGGGAAGUCGCGGUGGACAAGUUGGAGACGCAGUGGCCUAUUGCGUUGGAAGAAUGGACUGCACUCGACAGGCAUAAAGAACGCUUACACUCAGAGCGGCUCCACGCUUUGCAUGGGACGUUGAUGACCGUGACGAUACUUAGUCAAAUCCCGGAGGUUGCGUCGGCCAUACGGCUCGCAAGGGAUUUCGACGUGCCCUCUAUCCUCCGGGCCACUUUCUAUGAAGCGUCUCUGAUCAAUCCUGUCCACGACUGGGACACCUGGUAA
This is a messenger RNA of Gloeophyllum trabeum ATCC 11539, 513 nucleotides long. RefSeq lists its product as uncharacterized. The coding region runs from base 1 to 513 and encodes 170 amino acids. The record is from RefSeq and is a predicted model, not a curated record. Lineage: Eukaryota; Fungi; Basidiomycota; Agaricomycetes; Gloeophyllales; Gloeophyllaceae. The transcript is spliced from 2 exons.